This is a messenger RNA of Amphimedon queenslandica, 503 nucleotides long. RefSeq lists its product as uncharacterized. The record is from RefSeq and is a predicted model, not a curated record. The coding region runs from base 63 to 503 and encodes 146 amino acids. Lineage: Eukaryota; Metazoa; Porifera; Demospongiae; Haplosclerida; Niphatidae. The transcript has 3 exons.
UAUUUAAUUACCCUUUAAUUAGCAGGGACACACCCUUGCUGCCUGUCUAACACCCAAAAAAUAUGUCUACUGCUGCCUCCAGCUCUCUCUCCUCCUCUUCCCUCCCUCUGAUUCCCCUCCUUUAUUUAGGACCAGCUCUGGUAGCUAUAAUACCGUGGGUACAUCCCCAGGGCGUGGCUGGGAGCAAUACAACAGAUAGACAAAUUGGGGGAGGUGUCCUAAACUCUCCUCACACACUAGACCGAAUGUUAGAGGAGGCGUGUCUCAAUCCGGAAACAUGCAAAGAGGUGGGUGGGGCUCCUUGCUGGGGGUAUGAGGAUUGGUGCAGCGAGGGAAAAAGGUUGUUCCUCCCGUACUGUGACGAACCAGCUAAACCAUGGGCUAACAGCAUGAAGGAUAAAGAGGAAUUGUUCUGGAGACAAGGGGACUUUGGUUAUGUUAAUGAUGUAGCAAAGUCAUUGAUGACAUUGUGUGAAAUGAAAGAACAAGUAAUUCAUUAUUAA